Molecule: messenger RNA, 2632 nt
Organism: Papaver somniferum (opium poppy)
Lineage: Eukaryota; Viridiplantae; Streptophyta; Magnoliopsida; Ranunculales; Papaveraceae
Product: wall-associated receptor kinase 5-like
Exons: 3
Coding region: 103-2457 (784 amino acids)
Biological process (GO): protein phosphorylation; cell surface receptor signaling pathway
Cellular component (GO): plasma membrane
Molecular function (GO): protein serine/threonine kinase activity; polysaccharide binding; calcium ion binding
Source: RefSeq, a predicted model, not a curated record
GUUUCGCGUGCAUAGAUAUUGGUACAAGUUCUGUAGCAUUAAGAUGUUCAAGUCUUUAUGAUUUAUAAGAGUGAGAAAAUAAAACAACCGAACUAAUAAACCAUGGCUUUGCUGCGAAAUUUUGUAAAGUUUCAGUGUUUCUUGUUACUAUGGAUGUACUUGGGUUUAUCGGAAAUACCGAUCACUGAUUCCCAAGUAAUAAGCAAGCGUGGUUGCCAAGAUCACUGCGGCGAUGUUAGCAUACCCUACCCCUUCGGUAUUGGUCCUGGUUGUUUCAUGGAUGGGUAUUUCGAAAUACUUUGCGAUGAGAAUUCUACCAAGCCAGUUAAUCCCCCAGGCUUUAAUAUUUCAAAUAUAUCAAUACCCGACGGAGAGAUGACAACCGAAGUCUACGUAGCCAGGUAUUGUCCAGGUAUGGAGUUCGCGGGUUUCUCGACCGGCAAGUUCGGAAAAUUCACAUUCUCUGAUACCAAAAACAAAUUCUUUGGUUUGGGUUGCAAUACCUGGGCAUAUCUAGGUCUAGAAGAUAAUUAUGCAUCUUCUGGUACCGGAUGUGUGUCGGCCUGUAAUAAAAUAGAAGAUGCCAGUAAUGAUGGGUCUUGCGAUGGCGUAGGUUGUUGCCAGGCUUCCGUCCGAGGCGGACUACAAAUAUUGAACUUAAGGGUUGGAAGAAUGUUCAACAAUAAAAGUAGUCCGACUGUCAAUCCGUGCAGUUACGCUUUUUUAAUCGAAGAACGUUCGUUUCAUUAUUCUUCGUCGUAUCUCAAGGAUUUCAAAAAUAAAAGCGUUCCGGUGGUGGUUGAUUGGACUGUUGGUAAUGAGACAUGCCAUGAAGCUCAAAAGAACUCGGCGAAUUAUGUCUGUGGACCUAACACUGACUGUAUAGACCCUGCAGGCAAUAGAACUCGAGGAUAUCGAUGUAAUUGUAGAUGGGGCUAUACAGGGAAUCCUUAUCUAAACAGUACUACUGCUGGUGGUUGUCAAGAUAUCAAUGAAUGUAAUAAGCUACUGGUAUGCAGUGGAGAUAAAGGUAAAUGCGGAAACACAGAAGGGAGCUACAACUGUUCUUGCAACAAGGGAUAUACUUCUAAAGUCAGAGAUGAUAAUUUUACAGAUUGCUUUCCCAUCAAUCUUCCUGGGAGUCCACCAAUUACUCCGCGUGAUAACCUUAACAAGAUUGUUAUCGGGGCCUGCCUUGGCUUAUUUCUUCUACUUGUGAGUCUGGUGAUCGGCUUAUGGAUAUAUUGGGGGUAUAAGAAACGAAAGCACAUGGAAAUCAGAGAGGAAUUCUUCAAGAAAAAUGGUGGGUUGAUUUUAAACCAACUACUUGAUGAACGGGAAGAGGACAUCGAGGCUAGUCGAAAUGUCAAAGGAGAAAAGAAGCACCGAUCAAUCGCUAAAAUAUACACUGAGAAUGAGCUACGCAAGGCGACUAACAACUAUCACGAAAGUCAAAUUCUUGGCCGUGGAGGGUUUGGCACAGUGUAUAAAGGAACCUUAUCAAAUGGGGAAGUGGUUGCUAUUAAGAAGACGAAAAUUGUAGAUAUGAGCCAAAAUGAGCAAUUCAUAAACGAGAUCGCUGUUCUAUCACAAAUCAAUCACAAAAAUGUGGUUCAUCUCUUGGGUUGUUGUCUAGAAAGCGAAGUUCCUCUGCUAGUUUACGAGUAUAUUGCUAACGGGACUCUUCACCAACAUUUACAUGAACGUCGUGAAGGUUCUGCAACUCUUUCAUGGGAAAAUCGUUUAAGGAUAGCCUCGGAAGUUGCAGGAUCAUUAGCCUACUUGCACUCUGAAGCUUCCAUAUCCAUAAUCCACAGAGAUAUCAAGUCAGGUAAUGUACUUCUAGACGAUGAUUACAAGGCAAAAGUCGCAGAUUUUGGAGGUUCGAGGUUAAAUCCAACCGAUGAGGCUCAGUUGAGCACAGUAGUUCAAGGUACAUUUGGGUACUUGGAUCCAGAAUACAUGCAAUCAAGCCAAUUGACAGAUAAAAGUGAUGUUUACAGCUUUGGCGUUCUUCUUGUGGAAUUGCUAACCGGCAAAGCCGUGUUUUCUCCACACAGACAUGAAGAGGAUAGGAAUCUGGCUAGUUAUUUCCUUUCUUCUAUGAAAACCAACAGGUUGUUUGCGAUUCUUGAUGAAAGUUUGGUACAAAAUGAUAUUGAGCGGGUCAGUAGUGUACAUGGUCACCAACAGAUUCAAGAAAUGGCUGAACUAGCACAAAAAUGCUUAAGAAUGAAGGGAGAAAACAGACCUUCAAUGAAAGAAGUGGUAAUGGUGCUGCACGGAAUAACGAGGGUGUCCUCUAACCACCCUUGGGUCUUGGAUGAUAAUGAGGAUAUGAGGAAUACAGCAAGCAAAGAAGCACACAUGCUCUUGUUAGAAUCAGCUGAAUUACUAUCUUACACAGACAGCAUACCAACAAUCAGUGAUAGUAGCAAAGGGAUAUCAGCACGUUAAUGUAUAUAUCCAGCGCAUUGAAAAACCCAUGCAUUGUGUGUUCCCCUAUUUUCUGUUUCUGAUAUAAAAAUUCUGUAAAACUCAAGAGAAAUAAGAGUUGAAUACGUUUCCGUAGAAUAGCUAUUGUUGUAACUUCAAGAUAAAUCUCAUUGAGGUGAAAGAGUACACCACAAAU